AUGCGGUUCCCGACCUUCCUCAAAUCGCUGCUGCUUGGUGUCCCAGUAGGGGUGACUCUGCUCGAUUGCGUUGGAUAUGUGGCGCGGGUUGAGGGUGUAUCGAUGCAGCCGGCUCUCAAUCCGGACGCUAGCGUGACAGAUUAUGUGUUCCUUUCGCGGUGGGCCGUUCGGAACAUGGACGUGCAGCGGGGCGACAUUAUUUCGCUCGUCUCGCCCAAGGACCCGAGUCAGAAAAUUAUAAAACGCGUUGUCGCUCUCCAGGGAGAUGUAAUCUCCACACUAGGCUAUAAGCUGCCAUACGUUACGGUUCCGGAAGGGCAUUGUUGGGUUGAAGGGGAUCAUACAGGUAACUCACUAGAUAGCAAUACGUUCGGGCCGGUUUCGUUAGGACUAGUAACUGCGCGGGCUACACAGAUUGUUUGGCCACCGUCCCGAUGGCAACAGUUACCUUCAACCGUACCAAAAACGAGAGUACCGAUCGCAACCGGUAAACGGUCCACUACUGGCAGCACAAGAGCCGCGAACAACCAUACCGUUAGCAAUAGCAGCAACAGCAACAGCUCUACUCCUUUGGUUCACUCCAUGGAAGAAGUGCAUCGACUGAAUUGA
This is a messenger RNA of Anopheles marshallii, 609 nucleotides long. Its product is annotated as mitochondrial inner membrane protease subunit 2. Lineage: Eukaryota; Metazoa; Arthropoda; Insecta; Diptera; Culicidae. The transcript is spliced from 2 exons. Gene Ontology annotation, molecular function: serine-type endopeptidase activity. The record is from RefSeq and is a predicted model, not a curated record. Gene Ontology annotation, cellular component: membrane; mitochondrial inner membrane peptidase complex. Gene Ontology annotation, biological process: mitochondrial respiratory chain complex assembly. Bases 1 to 609 code for a protein of 202 amino acids.